UUUCCUUGUAUUUUUGACAUUUCAUUUUAAAAUUUAUAUAAAAAUGAUAUCUUCAAAUAUAAAUCAAACUUUAAAUGUAAAUCAAAUUAGUAAUGAUAAAAAUAAUAACAAUAACUUGAAUAAUCAACUGAAAAGAUCUUUAUCCAAUUCCACUGAAAAAAAUCCAAUUAACAAUAAUAUCAAUAUCAAUAUCAAUAUCAAUAUCAAUAUUAAUACUAAUACUAAUACUAAUACUAAUACUAAUACUAAUACUAAUACUAAUAUAUCCAAAAAUAAAAUUAAACGUCAAAAAUAUAAUCUAAAAAAAAAUACUGAUUCAAAAUCACAAAGAUUACAAUGUGAAUAUAUACUACCUAAGAAAAAUAGAAGAUGUGCAAUGACAAGAAAAAAAGAAAACACCUAUUGUGCUGAACAUUUAAUCUAUCAAAAUAAUUCAAUCAAUAAUAACAUUACUAACGACAAUAAUAAUACUAAUAAUAAUACUAAUACUAAUGACAAUAAAAGAAUUCCUUGUCCAAUUGAUCCAAAACAUUCAGUUUGGCAAUUCGACUUGAAAAAACAUCUAAUUAAAUGUAACAAAGUCAAACAAAAUAAACAAAAUACCGAUCCAUGGUUUAUUAACGACUUUAACCUAAAUACCCAAAACUUUGUUCAAUUUAAUGAUGAUGAAACAAAUAAAAUAAAUUAUGAGUAUUUCAUCAAUUUAGUCAAUAAAAUUUACUUUAAUAUUAAAAAUUACAAUUCUUCUCCACUUUUAAAUGAAUUUAAAACCUUUCGUGAAAAUUCAAUAAUCGAAAAAAGAAUCGAACAAUUGCAUAACCAAAAACACAUUCUACAACAAUCAUCUUUAAUUAAACAACUAAUCGAUUUAAAUCUAUUUCCAAAUCCUCAUAACAACUACAUUACCAAUUUCACCUAUAUCGAAUUUGGUUGUGGCAGAGCUGAGCUAUCCAGAUAUAUCUUAAAAUCAUCGAUUCAAGAAUCCCUACUAAAUAACAAUAACAAAAAUGUUACUAUACCAAAUUUUUUAUUAAUCGAUAGAUCUCCUGUCCGGUUAAAAAUGGAUUCUAAAAUGAUAAAAGAUUUUGAUGAUUUUAAAAUUAAAAACAUUAAUGAAAAUACAAACAGUCUAUUCAACUCUCAGCCAUAUAUUAAAAGAAUUAAAAUUGAUAUCAAAGAUCUAAGUUUAGAUCAGGUCAUCCAAAACGAUACUAAUUUCAAUCAAAAUCAAAAUCAAAAUCAAACCCGCACAUUUAUAGGAAUCUCAAAACAUUUAUGUGGAGCUGCAACUGAUUUAACAUUAAGAUGUAUCUUUAAUAGCAAAUUAUUGCUAGAAAGAUUCUCGGGUUUGAUUAUUGCAAUGUGUUGCAGACAUCGUUGUGAUUACACCUGUUUAUUACCUGAAUCCAGAGAUUAUUUCAGAAAAUUAGGAAUCGUUGAUCAAAAAGAUUUCAAUCAACUAAUCAAACUAUCAUCCUGGGCCACUUGUGGAAGAAGACCCAACAUGAAAGAUGAUGAUAUUAAUGAUCAUCCCUCUGGGUUAAAUGUCCUAGAAAGAGAAAAAAUUGGAUUUAGAGUGAGAAGAAUUAUCGACGAAAGCAGGAAAUACGCAGUCGAACAACGAGGUUUCAAUGUCAAAAUAGUAAAAUAUAUUGAUAAAAGCAUUUCUUUAGAAGAUACCUGCUUUAUUGUAACACCAAAAACAGUAAAUGCUCAAGAAGCAAAAGCACCUCAAGAUCCAAAACCUUGAAGAAACAAACCACCAUGACGGUAACUAAUUCAACACGCGUAUAUAUGCAUUAAACCAUUGAUAUUUGCAUCUAACGCGCAGUCGCGUUUGUUUGCAGAAUUUUCAAAACACGUGGUUGAUUUACCCGGAUAGCUUCAAAUUCCC
Molecule: messenger RNA, 1894 nt
Organism: Ascoidea rubescens DSM 1968
Lineage: Eukaryota; Fungi; Ascomycota; Saccharomycetes; Ascoideales; Ascoideaceae
Gene: TRM13
Product: tRNA:m4X modification enzyme
Exons: 1
Coding region: 44-1750 (568 amino acids)
Biological process (GO): tRNA methylation
Source: RefSeq, a predicted model, not a curated record